Porites lobata is the source of this 5680-nucleotide messenger RNA. The record is from the annotation of a GenBank genome assembly. NCBI's taxonomy places the organism in Eukaryota, Metazoa, Cnidaria, Anthozoa, Scleractinia, Poritidae.
AUGAGUUUAUUUGUUUUUCAGCUCCGCAUAAAGGAACUCGAGACCUCACAAGCCUUUCGGCAUUUCACUCAUCAAGUCAACUCACACGGACGGUACCGAAAUCUUGGAGUUGAUCAUGAAGCUGGCUGCAGCGAUUAUGGUGUUGGCUGUAGUUUGUGUGAAUCGCGGUUUAAGCAGAAGCAAGUGAGUGAAUCUAUAGUUGCUGUGAGUUAAUAGUUUUAACGCCUAUGGGCAUGUUCUUUCAAACUAUUAAUCGUGUAGAUAGAGCACUUUAUUUUCCGUAUAACAAGAGAAAAAGCUGUAUUUCUUUUGCCUCACGAAUUUGGGUUCAUGAUCCGCUAGCAAGUUGGAUCAUGGAUCUCAGAUACUCCGUUCUUGAAAUCUCGAAAGCGUUGCAGUGAGUCUUAAGUCUCGAUUUCAUGUGUUUGUUCCGUUUUUUAGUUCUUAAGUUUUCGGAAUGUAGAGACUCGAGUAUUUAUACCAGGGUACCAGUGUCGCUAUCUCUUGGUUUUUAACAACAUUCGCCAUCCUUCAACUUCACAACAAAGUCAAAUUAAUUUCAUGUCGAGGAGUUGAGCCAUGACUUCAACUUACUUCAAGUCAGUCUGUAGUUAAAAGCGACCAUGUGAAACGAAGGCCAGACAGAUUGCUACAAAAAUUACUCUUUUGAGUUCUAGCUAUUUAGCAAACCUUAGAGAAAUUGACGUGAGAGUAAAUGCGAAAGAACGAUCAGCUCUUAAAGUUGCUAUGUUUGAUUACCUAAAAACAAUUGCAUUGGUUGAGGGUAGAUUUCAAAAUGAUAAAAGUGAGAGAACUUUUCAAGAGUCUAAAUUUCCAUGGCCUCUAAGUACAUUGAAUUGUUUAACUUAGUUAUUAGUAAAGUCAAUUUGUUUAUACCAACAACACAUAUGAGUUAUAACAUCUUUAAUUAAAAUUUGACACACUUUAUAGAACAAAAAAAAACCGGUAGUAAUCCUUCUACUUUUAGUGCACAUAUCAGUUUGUUUAGGAUUGUGUAUUCUAAUUUGCGGCAUUGCGGUUUAUAGUGCGAUAUUGUAUUUGAAUACCUUGUUUAAGAGUCAGUUUGGCUUCAUCAACUUUCUAACAAUACAUGUAAUUCUUUUAACAGAUCCGCCAGCAUUCUAGGACAAGAGGUAAUUUUUGGUUUGUUCGUGGUAAUUGUUAAUAUAUACAGCGGCAUUUUGGCUGCGGUGUUUGAAAAAGGAAAAACAACACUUUUUCAAGAAAGUUUCAUAGAAUAGACUAGAUGUUUGUCUUUUCGUGUGAAUCUGCACAUAAAGUUAUCUUCUGCAAAAGAAUGGAAUUGAAUUUCUCUAGCCUUCCCGUCUAAGUGUUUAUUGAUCACAAAAGCAACAUAAAGUGUUAAAAAUGGAUUUAGUUGCGAGACUAGGCAAGAGUGAAAGAACAGUUUCAACUUGAAAUGGCAAUUGAGUUUGGGAGCUAAUCGACUAAACAUUGGGGCCAGGGGCGAGUUGCGUGGAUACAUAGGCACUGUUAAAUGCCUUGCAUGUUUUUCGGCGAACGUAAAAAUCGUAUUCUAAACUGUGUAACUGAUACCUUUUGUAAAGAGAUUCGAUAAUUCCUUAAGUGAUCGUUUAUUUAUGCCGCUUGAUUAAAAACUCUUUUUUAGGCUUAUCCAUUGUUGUUGAGCUUCGUGAAAGCAGGUGGUCGUCUUGGGCUUCAGGAAUGCCAAAGACAGUUCAAGAACGAUAUUUGGAACUGUACGCUGGACAAGCAUGUGAUUAAGGAACUGCCCAUCUUUGUCAAAACAACGUUACCAUAUGGUAGGUUUGUUGUAAGGGACUUACUUCGCCCCCAAGUCAUUUCGCCCCGUUUACUUAGCCCCCUGUUUCGAGAACGAGGAAUAUUAUAUUUGAAACACGCCUGUUUUGGUUCAUGGCUUAAACAACGGGGAUAUUGUAAUUGAACCGCGCUUGUUUUGCUUUAUGGCUUAUAGAAAGAAUAUUAUAUUUGAAGCGUGCUAAAUUAAAUGACUCGAAAAUAGGGGGCGAAGCAACAGGGGCGAAAUGACUUGAAAGCGAAGUGACAGGUAAACUUAUUAAUACAUUCAGUACGAUUGGCUGAAUAUCAAAGAUCAAUACCCCUGAGAACAAGCCUUCACUUGUUGUCAGUAUCGCCGAGAUUACGAACUACUAGAAAUUUCAACGGACGCAAAUUUUAAAAGAUCCUCUAGUAUUGUGGCCUGCUCCGUCUUACAAGUAACUACUUUACUUUAAUAUCAUCUUCAUAGCUUCUUUUAAUUUAAUAUAUAUUUAUAACUGCUGUAACCUUUCCACUCUGCCCACCUCGUCUAGCUCUUGCUAUUUGCGGGCGGAGAUGGCAAAACGAUGUGCGACGUAGUCACAUACCAUCAGUUACAGUACUGAUUUGAUUUAAAAGAUUUCCGAGAUCCCUGUAAAACUGUCUAAAUUAUCCAAAAACCCUCGUGAUCUUUUGACUUGAUUUGAUGGUAUCGUGUUUCUUUGAUUUUUUUUACCUUUUGUGCCUUUUAAUUGGUGAGCGCAAAAUUCAAAUUCACCUCUAUCAGCGAAUGCAAACCUUUAGAGAGUGGAUUGGAUCUCUGUAACUGAAAGCUUUAAAUCCGACAGUAAACGUUAUCUCUGAUAGCUACAGUUUACGUACCAAAAAUAAAAUAUCAGAUGAUUUCGAUAACCUUUGUCUCGAGUCACUGACACCAUUAAACACGUAUUGGACUCAUUAUCCCCGUUAAGCAUAAAUAGCUAUUAGCCGAUCUAGCGAUGCGAACCAUUGUAAAGGUCACAGACUGUAUUCGACUCCUUUUCAAUCAUGUCACGAAGCUUAUUUGAGAAAACUCACAUAUCUUCAAUUCAGUUCUUUUAUUUUGUGUUACUGAGGCGCCUUUUCCCGUUCAAGAAGUACUUUGAAUAUUCUUAAGCAAGCGGAACGUCAAAGAGUUAGUUGGUAUAGAAACGUUCAAUUUUUAAAUAAUAGCCUAUUGUCUCUUUGUCUUUGCUGUUCUUUCGGGAAAUUGCUUCAAGACAAAAGUCUUGGUGGAAACUUAUAUAGUAAGAAUUAUGGUUUGCGUACGCCUAAAGAUGGAGUGAGAGUAGACUGGCAAACACACAGAAACAGCUUACUCUGUGAAUUUUAUAAAUAAAAAGAUGUGAGGCAGUGAGGGUGAAACAGAACACCUAUUUUCUGAAGGUAAUCGGUCAGUGUAGAGAAAUUAUAGAAAAGGACUUGAGCCUAAUUUGCGGUGGUGAAUUUUCUUUUGAUUUUAAAAGCCUUUUAGAUGGAAUAAAAAUCAGCAUAAUAACCUUGGCUCCACAAAUAACACAUAAUUCUUUUAAUCGUUCGAAUUCUCUCUCUGGGAUUCUCAUUCUGUUUUAAGGCAUUUCAGGCAUUUUUCUAUCAUAAUUUAGGCUAUUAUUUUUGUUUUGUUAAAUGCGCUGGCCUAAACUAGUACGUGUUGCGCAUUAAUUUCUCAUCACUAUAAUUACUCGAAUUGAGGUGCUUUCGCCCGACGGUGUUUCGCGCAAUAACAUACCGUAACACCAAUACCAAUCAGACUCGAAAAAAGCUUUAGAUAAGCCUGUCUAGCAAGGGUUUCCGUUCAAGUUAAUCAGGCGCAAAAGCUUUGCUCUCUCUCCAAUUUUCGCGCAAUAGCUCGAGCGGAAACGUUUGCUACGCAAGCUAGAUUGAGAUUAGAUUUAUUACUUUGCUAAUGCAUGUGUUACCCAACAAAGGAUUAACCUGUUCUGAUUACUUUACGGCAGCCACUCGAGAGACGGCGUUCAUCCACGCAAUCAGCUCAGCGGCUAUUACCCAUGAGAUCACGCAGCAGUGUAAGAAGGGGAAAAUACCCGGAUGUACCUGCGCUGUGAUAAAGAAACCAAAAAAGACGAGUGAUGACUGGACAUGGGGCGGUUGCAGUGAUAAUGUGAAAUUUGGAGAGAGGGAAACAAAGCGUUUCAUAGACAAGCUCGAAAAGGGGAAUGACGCUAGGACGGCUUUUAAUCUGCAUAACAAUGAAGUCGGAAGAAAGGUAAGAGAAACAAAAAGAGACGCAUGAGGAUAGAAAAAUUAAUAACUUGAAUAUACUUACAACCUUAGAACUAACGUCUUUCUCUCUCCCUUCCUCGAGAAAGGAUAUUUUUGCGCCUUACUUAAAGAACAGUUUCUUAUGCAAAAACAAACUAAAACUAUUUAUUACUACUUGGCCCUCUGGCUUCCUCGUCCGUUAUCAAUUGAUUACUAGUUACGCUCAUUGGUCCAUCCGCACCGGAACCGCGCCGCAUAAAGCAAGGACACAACAAUGCCUCAUUGUGAUGGACCGAGUUGCUCAAAUUGUAAUUAGGGCAAGUCUAGUCUUACUGUUAGUAGCUACCCAGGUGGUACCCGCGACCAUAGGAAUGGGCCGGCCCUUUUGGCUCCACUGCUUUGUUAGCGUCACGUUCCAUUCAAGUACAAUUUUAGAGGCUUAUCUAAUAAAUUCCCUACGAUUUUCUGAAGUUUAAUUUUCGCAUUUCACGUCCCAAGUUAGGCUGUUUUUCGUAGAAGAAAAAUAGAACCUAAAAUUUUCGGAUUCAAAAAUGCGAUGGAUAGAGGAAUCAGAAAAUGUCUCACUUUCGUAAUAAAUCAAAUUGUAUCAGUCUAAAAUUUUCGGGAAAACAAUACUCAAGCCCUUGUAAUUUCGAAGAAAGACUCACGUUACCCUAGAAUGGCCGAACAGCUACAAAUUAUUUAGCGUCGCUAAGUAUACAUUCCUAGAGAUCUAAAAGUCCUCUGGAUAGCCAAAAAAGUGUUUUCGAUGUACUUAGGAGGAAGCCGUCGUUGGGUGCCCCUUGCAAGGUGCUUUAGUCCCAUGAGAAUGUUUUGCUCAAUGCGGAGGGCUUGUUAAACCAUGAUCAUUUGCGCUAAUCGUCCUUUAAGCAGCUCGGUUAUGUACAAAAUGGAUCAGGCAUAAGCUCUGACAUAUGAGUUUAAUGAUGACAUUUCAAGUGCAUGCUUCUGUACUGAAUGCUCUUUCGUAGCACUGUUUAUUAUGCUGUGCAACAUAGCGGCUGACUUGAAUCUAUGGAAAGAAACGAGUGCCACACUAAAUAGACGUUACUAGUCUUUUCCUUUAAAUUUUGACAUUACCUUUAAGUGAUACUAUACAGGAAGUCCAAUGAUGGCCAUCAUAUUCUGUUAACAGGUUGUUCGAGCAAACCUUAGGAGAGAAUGCAAAUGCCAUGGCUUAUCCGGAAGUUGCACUUUAAAAUCAUGCUGGAAGCAGCUUGGGGCUUUUGAAAACGUAGGAUCGGACCUCAAGAAGAUAUACGGUGCUGCUGCUAGAGUCAAAUUUGUGGAAAACAAGCUGCAAGAACGCAUCACCAGGGAUCUGCGUCGAGCUGUUUCUGCAAAAGACAAAAAGCUGGUAUAUCUUGAUUCCUCUCCCAACUAUUGCGUGCGAAACAGCACCGUAGGUUCGCCUGGAAUGCUGGGAAGGAUAUGCAGGGGAGACGAGGUAUCCACCGAUAAAUGUAAAUCUCUGUGCAAUGCUUGCGGUCUGAGGCAUCAGACAAUUCAGGAAGUGAAGACCAUAAAAUGCAAGUGCAAGUUUGUGUGGUGCUGCAGUGUGCAGUGUGAUGAAUGCACUUCAAAAUUUUCCGUUACAACUUGUAAGAGAUAUUGA